This is a messenger RNA of Sparassis crispa, 1209 nucleotides long. RefSeq lists its product as hypothetical. Lineage: Eukaryota; Fungi; Basidiomycota; Agaricomycetes; Polyporales; Sparassidaceae. The coding region runs from base 1 to 1209 and encodes 402 amino acids. The record is from RefSeq and is a predicted model, not a curated record. The transcript has 4 exons.
AUGGCGGAACCGCUAGACUCUCAGAAUAGUAUUCUCAUUCAAAGUACCAGUUUUUUCAGCAAAGUUCGUGUCAUGAUCAGGCACGCCUGGGCAUUGCGUGAUGUGGAAAGCCCUUUGUACACACUUUACGGGCAUAUCUUGACAGCAUUCUGUGAAACCGGUGGUGAUACGUUGGAGGUCGACCGUGCACUAGGCUGCGAGCCUCAGUCAUCCUUCUCUACGCCGACUGAGAAAGAAUUUGACCGUCGCAUUCCGGAUUUCACCAUCAUGCUCACAUUCCUUCAUGAUCCAGCUGUCUUUAAUCGCUUCAGUCCACUGUACAGGCACCCCGUACUUGGUUUCUGGGUUGAAAUUAAAACCUUCACCUUCCCGGGGAAGUGGAUGUCGGAUGAGGGGCAGCAGGCAGCGCGAAGGGCUAUGUGGGUGAAUAUACAGCAAUUGAAUGAGCAGGCAACAUUUGCAUUUACACAGUUUGCUGGUGACAAGCUCUACGGAAUGCUCAUCUUGGGCAUAUACUUCUCUGUCUUCGAGUACUUGAGGCCCACUCGUCUUCCUCCUCCUACUCAUCCACUCCCUCCAUCGGUGUUGCACCAACCCCCUUCCGAUAGCAAUCAGUCAUGGAAAAGGCCAAAGCGGAAACGGGGUGACGAUGUGAAGGCGCAGACAAAUGCCAAACGGGGAAUGGAGCGGAUGGUCCUCAAUCUAGAAAUAGAUAUCCCUUUUCAGCCAUCCUUCUUCACACCACCGCCAGGUGACCAUCAUGCCUCAGAAAUCUCUCUGGAAAGCGCUCGCCAGGACCUCGACGACUUCCUUGACCGCCAGGACGAGCAGGUGGAAGACCUUCGUGAUGCAGCUGACUUUACCGCUUCUUCCGAAGAGGAUACCUCGGGUAAUUACUAUAGCAGUGUCCGCCCCAGUAACGCCGGCGCAAAUCGAAGGACACGUAGCCAAUCGCGAGGAGACGAUGCACUCUCUGAGGGAGACUUGGAUGUCCCAUCCUUCGAGGAUACUGACGAUGCCCAUGAUAACGCCCAGAGCAACAUCGAGGAUGAUAUCCCUCUUGACUUUGACUUCGAUCUUGGCCGAGGCGUAGAUGAUGAGGGUGACGAGAACGAUGAUGAGGCAGAGAACGAUGAAGACGACGAGGCGGAGAACGUGUCGCAAUAUUCACAUGGGACACGUACUCGGGGCAGAGAGUCUACUCGUUAG